Molecule: messenger RNA, 1383 nt
Organism: Cynara cardunculus var. scolymus (artichoke)
Lineage: Eukaryota; Viridiplantae; Streptophyta; Magnoliopsida; Asterales; Asteraceae
Product: basic 7S globulin-like
Exons: 1
Coding region: 1-1311 (436 amino acids)
Biological process (GO): proteolysis
Molecular function (GO): aspartic-type endopeptidase activity
Source: RefSeq, a predicted model, not a curated record
AUGAUUUUCCUUCUCCAACUAAUCGUUGUUGUUGUAGUCUUGAUCUCUCAUGAACAUGAAGCCAUAGCACAGUUUGUACCACCUUAUUCUUCUGUAGUUAUGCCAGUAAACAAACAUACCGAUGCUGCUAAGCCUCUCUAUAGCGUUGAAAUCAUGACAUCAUACGUAAACAUGCAAUACAUGCGCGCAAAAUUCCUUAUAGACAUGGAUGCUCCUUUCAUAUGGCAUGAUUGCAUCCUGAAAUGGAACACAUUUCAAGACAGUUGCCCCCCCAACACCCUUUGCACCUAUCCGGUUUCAUGCGAAGAAUAUCAAUGCACAGAUGUGCGAACUACUUAUUCAUACGAAAAUCCUUCCUGUCCUCCGGUAAACAAUGGUUCCACAUUGCCUGGUUGGGGUUAUUGUACAUGCCCAGUCACAGUGGUUGACCCUGUUACAGGAUCUUGUGGUGAAGCCAUGCUUGACUACGACGAGUUCACUGUAAACACAAGCAAUGGUAGAAACGUUUUUACUGGUUUAUAUGGUGCUUACCCUAAUGCUGCUUGUGCUCCUUCUUCGUCAUUUGCAUCAUUUCCUGCGAAUGUUAGCGGGGUCAUGGCACUUUCAUCCUCACCUUACGCAUUUCCAGCUUAUUUAUAUCAGCCACUGAGUAGAAUCAUAGCUCUUUGUUUGCCUAGCACAUUGUCAUCUUCUGGCCUUCUAUUUUAUGGAAAUAGUUCUUAUCACCUUCUCCCACAAUCAAAUGUCGACAUAAGGAGUUUACUUUCUUACACUCCCUUAAUAAAGCGUCCAGGUUCUUUUGGAUACUUUAUUGGUGUCAAUGCCAUUGUAAUAAAGACGAGAUCUAUCCAACUUCUUGAGAAUACCACUACCAAGCUUAGUACUAUUGACCCUUACACCACUAUGAGAACUGACAUUUAUAAGUGGGUGGUUCGAAGGUUCUCAUUGGUUACAAAACGAAUCCCUCUUGCAGCGCCAGUUGCACCAUUUGGCCUUUGUUUCAGCACCUUCACCAACGGUACCCGAGUCAGUCUAAGAGUUCCAGACAUUGAUAUCAGUAUCAAUGAUGGGAAGAAGUGGAGUAUAUCUACAGCUAACUCCAUUAAGCAAAUAACGGAAGAUGUGGCGUGUCUAGCGUUUGUUGACGGUGGUGCAACAAGUGAACCUGCAAUUGUGAUUGGAACAUUUCAGUUUGAGGAUAACUUUCUGAUGUUUGAUUUAGAGAACUCGACUUUUGGGUUUAGUUCUUCGUUGUUACGUAAGAAGACUUCUUGUUCAAACUUCAACUUUACGUUAACUGAAAGCAACUAAAGCUGUUGGGAAAAGGCAUAGUAUAUGGAAAUGGAUACGUUUCCGUCCAUGAUUGCUUAUCUAAUAAAGACU